Molecule: messenger RNA, 2558 nt
Organism: Teleopsis dalmanni
Lineage: Eukaryota; Metazoa; Arthropoda; Insecta; Diptera; Diopsidae
Product: zinc finger protein 62-like
Exons: 4
Coding region: 51-2345 (764 amino acids)
Cellular component (GO): nucleus
Source: RefSeq, a predicted model, not a curated record
UUAAUAUUAAAAUAUAUAAGUUUCUUCUUGCGAAGCAAAAAUUGUGGAAUAUGGCUAACAGUAUUGAUAACAAUAUGGCUGACAAUGUUGAUGACAAUAUGGCUGACACUGUUGAUGACAGUAACGCCGUUGAUGACAAUGCGGAAGACAUACCAAACUUAUUGACACCAAGUUGUGAUAAUUCCAAAACGAUGGCUAAGAGAGGACGUCCAAGCGUCAAAAUCACACGCAAUGCCGAUGGAAAGAUUGAAUGUGAUUUUUGCGAUAGUACAUUUACCCAACUUAGUUCUUAUAAGCGGCAUAUGUUCAUCCAUGCAGGAAUAAAGCCGUUUGUAUGUGAAUAUUGUGACAAAGGAUUCCGACGGCGUGCUGUAUUAAAAAUUCACAUACGCCUACACACAGGUGAUAAACCUUAUAAGUGUGAUAUAUGCACCUUAGCGUUCACCUCAAAAUAUGGUUUAGAAACACACAAAAAACGUCAUAAUGCUGUAACUAAAAAAAGUACGCGAAAAUAUUAUUGCAAAGUUUGUCGAAAAAAGUUUAAGAGCCAUGACGAAAAAAUGCUGCAUCACCAAACAAAUGAUUCACCUUGCUUUCAGCAAACUAAGGCUAAAUAUAUUAAAGAUAAAAUAUCAGGUCCGACUACUGCGGCAUCAUCUUUUACUUGCAUUACUUGUCACAAAAAGUUCUCGACCACAAAAGAUUUAUUUAAUCAUCAACAAGGACGUAACGUUAUAACCUUUGAGUGUAAACAUUGCAAAAUUCUGUUUCCUAGUAAAACUGAACUGUUAUACCAUCACAUAAGAUCACAUAACGGUGAAGAAAAUGAUGUGAUUUGCAACGAUGAAAAUAAUGCCUCUUCAACAGUAGUCAACAACGAUGUUAUCAAUAUUGAGAAAUUAUCAGUUUAUGAAUGUGAUGCCUCUUCAACAGGCAACGAUGUCAUCAACAAUGUAGAAUUAUCAGUUUGUAAAUCUAGUACAUCUUCAAGACCAGGCAAUGCCGUGAUCAACAAUAAAAUACCAUGUGAAAAUGAUACAUCUUCAAUUAAAAAUAGCGACGGUCCGCAUUGCUCCAAACACACAAACUUGAAUAACAUCGAAAAAGCAAAUCCAUUUAUUGCAUUUUUUUCACUUUAUAAUACUAAUACUACCAAAGAAGUAGGUUCAAAACACCACCAAUGUACAGUGUGCAACACUGUAUUUACAACGGGAUCGUCAUUGAAAGUACAUUUACGUACACACACAAAAGAAAAACCAUUCGAAUGCACAUUUUGCUUAAAACGAUUCACCCGCAAUAGUCUUUUAAAAGUGCACCUAAGAACUCACACUAAAGAAAAAUCAAAUUACCACAAAAACUACAAAUCACAAGUACAUAUCGAACGUAAACACGAGCAUCGCACAAAAACAGAAGUUAUUAAUCCCUCUACCACUCAUUGCCACCAACCGGAUUCCGAUUUAGAGAAAAUUUUCGACUUUAUUUACAAGUGUGAAAUUUGUGGUAAUGAUUUCAAUGACUACACAAUAUAUAAAAAUCAUGUAGCGACACAUGAAUUACACGAGAAUCCCACGGCAACGGAAAGUGUUAAUCAUAGCUCUAAUUGCCACCAAUCGGUUUUUGAGGACACCAAAUCACAGGAGAGUACCGACGCUUAUUUCAAAUGUCAAAUCUGUGGUAAUGAGUUCAAUAACUAUGCAAUAUAUAAACUCCAUGUAGCGGUACAUGAAUUAUAUGAGGAUCCGUCGGAAACGGAAAGUGUUAAUCUUAAUCAUACCACUCAUUUCCACCAAUCGGUUUUUGAAGAUUCCGAUUCACAGGAGAGUACCAAUAUAGAUUAUAAGUGUGAAGUUUGUGGUAAUGAGUUCAAUGACUUUACAAUAUAUAAGAACCAUGCAGCGGCACAUGAAUUACUGGAGAAUCCCACGGAAACGGAAAGUGUUAAUCAUAGCUCUAAUAGCCACCAAUCGGUUUUUGAAGAUACCGAAUCACAGGAGAGUACCGACGCUUAUUUCAAGUGUCAAAUCUGUGGUAAUGAGUUCAAUAACUAUGCAAUAUAUAAACUUCAUAUAGCGGUGCAUGAAUUAUAUGAAGAUCCGAAGGAAACGGAAAGUAUUAAUCAUACCACUCAUUUCCACCAAUCGGUUUUUGAAGAUUCCGAUUCACAAGAGAGUACCGAUACGAAUUAUAAGUGUGAAGUUUGUGGUAAUGAGUUCAAUGACUUUACAAUAUAUAAGAACCAUGCAGCAGAACACGAAUCGCAAGUGCAGACCACAGCAGAAUAUAAAAGCGAUAAUCGUUCAAAUGACUUUGGAUUGAUUAUUCCAAAUUUUUUUGACGAAGAUUAAAGGACCAAAGAUUAAAGGACUGAAAGCUCACCUAUUUUUGUUAUUCUGUCAAUAUAUAAUAUAAGAUAAUUUUUUAAAAAUAAUAAUUUUGUAUUAACGAAAAAAGUAGUGGAAAAAAAGAGUUUAUGCUCCGGCCAUGCCAAAGGCAACCGACUGUACUCUACCGAAAAUUAGCAAUAUAAGUCUUGAAUAUAAAAUUUGUAUACUUGAUAA